CGAAGAUGAGGAAGAACGUAUGAUCGUAGAAGAACUAAGAUCAGAUGAUAUUGGUUUGUUUCUACAAGAAAAAAAUCCACGAAAUUGUGCAUUGAAUUAUAUAGAGUUGACAGUGCCGAGUUACACGGAAAAAGAGUUUCGAAUGCAUUUCCGCAUUUCCAGAAACUUAUUUGAAAGCCUUAGCCAAAGAUUUUCUGUUUCGGACUUUUACAACAAUUUAAGGGCUGACAAAAGGCUUCUUAGAAAAAACUCAUUUGCUCGUGUUUUUAUGGUUUGCUGGACAUGAAGCCUGCAGCUAUAGAGACUUAGGGGAUCGUUUUAAUCUAUGCCUGUCAUCAGUAUGUAAAAUAAUUGCCAGAGUUACUAUGUUCAUUAGCUCAUUGAGUCCAGAUGUUAUAAAAUGGCCUACUCAACAGCAAAACCUAGAAUCAAGCGAAUUUUUCAACCGUACAUGCUACUUUUCUAAGGCAAUAGGUUGCAUUGAUGGAACCCACAUCCAAAUUGACCCACCAAAGAGAUCAAAGGACGAUUACAUAAAUAGGAAGGGAAUUACGUUUAUAAACAUUUUCGUGGGAUAUCCUGGUUCUAGUCACGACAGUUGGGUUUUACAAAACUCCACUAUUUAUGAUAAGUUGCCGUCGUAUUGUGGAGAUUACUACCUUUUGGGUGAUUCUGCAUAUCCCUGCAAGAAAUAUUUAGUAACGCCCUACAGAGAUAAUGGGCAUUUAACAAAUGCCCAAAAAUACUUUAAUUUAAAUCUGAGCUCUGGACGUAUCGCUAUAGAACACUCGUUUGGCAUGUUGAAACAAAGAUUCCGUCAGAUAUAUUAUUGUAAGCUCAGAGGAAUGGAAAAACUUUGCCACUUCAUUCCAGCCUGUUGCGUUUUGCACAAUAUAGCUAACGAAGAUGAUUUGGAUUUUAUUUGCGACACAUCUCCAGAUGUUACUGAUGACUUCACCGCUCAUGGCGACAUUUCAAGGGGGAAUCAUGUGCGAGGUCCUAUAUGCCAAGAGAUAGAACUUCGUCGUAAUACAUAGAACCGCAGUUGUACAAAAUGUAUGUUUGUGUGAUUAAUUUUAUGGCAUUUUGUUAA
This is a messenger RNA of Rhagoletis pomonella (apple maggot), 1093 nucleotides long. Its product is annotated as putative nuclease HARBI1. The record is from RefSeq and is a predicted model, not a curated record. The coding region runs from base 366 to 1037 and encodes 223 amino acids. NCBI's taxonomy places the organism in Eukaryota, Metazoa, Arthropoda, Insecta, Diptera, Tephritidae. The transcript is spliced from 3 exons.